AGACCUUUGGCUUCAGCAAUGACAAACGUGAUGCUUGAGCAUGUGUGAGCCGCUAUGUCUCGGCGCGGUUUCGGCCUGCUUCCUGUUUUGGCAGCACUGCUGGUGGCUGGAGAUGACAACAAGGUUGACGGACCUGUAGUAGGUCUUGAUCUUGGGACGACCUUUUCUUGCGUAGGUGUCUACAAGAAUGGUGUCGUGGAGAUUGUGCCGAGCGAUCAAGGCAAUCGCAUGAUGCCGUCCACUGUGGCCUUUGAUGAUGAGGAAACCCUCGUGGGUGAAGCUGCAAAGAAUACGGCCUCACGGAUCUUCGAUGUGAAGCGCUUGAUGGGACGUCGCUUUGAGGACUCUGCCGUGCAACGGGACUUGAAGACCUGGCCCUUCAAGGUGGUGGCUGACUCCGAGGGCAAUGCAGCGAUCAGCAUCAACCGCAGCGGUAAGGCCAAAGUGCUGAAACCAGAAGACAUCUCUUCCCUCAUCCUCCAGAAGCUCAAGGCCAGAGCCAGUGACUACUUGGGCCGCGAGGUCUUGCAUGCGGUGGUCACUGUACCGGCUGUCUUCGAUCACGCCAUGCGCCAGGCAGUGAAGACAGCGGGCUCCUUGGCAGGCUUGGAGGUCCUGCGGAUCAUUAACGAGCCGACAGCAGCGGCAGUGGCCUAUGGCCUGGAAAAGAGAGGAACUGGGGAGAUUCUUUUGGUUUAUGACUUGGGUGGUGGCACCUGCGAUGUCUCAAUUCUUCGAUCGGAAGCAGAUGGGACUCUGACGGUCUUAGCUUCAAGCGGAGAUCCUCGUUUGGGUGGUCAGGAUUUUGACCGAAAAGUGGUGGCACAUUUGGCUAACACCUUCAAAAAGAAGUCCGGUAAAGACGCUGACCUGACCGCCCUUGAACGGCUGCGGGUGGAAGUAGAGAAAGCCAAGAGGAAACUCAGCACGGUGCCACAAGUGACGAUCAAAGUUGAAGGAUUCUUUGAUGGGACGGACCUCUCCGAGACUUUGACGCGGGCACAAUUUGAGAAGCUCAACCACGAGCUUUUCAUGAGGACGUUAGAGCCUGUCCGUGCCGUGCUGAAGGAUGCGGGCUUGGAAAAGACCGAUGUCAACACCGUGAUCUUGGCAGGCGGUUCUGCUCGCAUUCCUAAAGUGCAGCAGAUUCUGAGCCAAUUCUUCGAUGGAAAAGAGCUUACACGCAGCAUCAAUCCUGAUGAGGUGGUGGCUUAUGGUGCUGCCAUACAGGCAGCCUCCUUGAGUACCGAGGGAGAUGAGCAAGAGGUGCCGCUGAUAGAUGUAACUCCCCUGUCACUAGGUAUCCAAACAGCCGGGGGCUUCAUGACCAGCGUCCUGAAGCGGAACACUCCGCUGCCUGCAGAGAACACAAUGGUUUUCUCCACCCACAAGGACAACCAAGAGAUGGCCACCGUGAAGGUCUUUCAGGGAGAGCGGCUCAUGGCGAAGAACAAUCGCCUGUUGGGCAGCUUUCAAAUAAAAGGGAUACCUCCAGCGCCUCGUGGAGUUCCUCAGAUCCAUGUAAGCUUCAAAGUGGAUGUGAAUGGUUUGCUCUCUGUGGAAGCCAGGGACACCAGCUCUGGCCAGAGCGGAGAGCUCAAGGUCGAGGAUCAGCCAAGCAAAGAGCAGAUUGAGGAGAUGAUUAAGGAGGCAGCAGACUUUGAGAGAGAGGACCAGCAAGACUUGGCAAGGGCAGAAGCAAAACUCGCCUUGAAGCUCCUCAUAAGGUCUUUGCAUUUGGCGGCAGAGAUGGCGCUGGAAGAGGAUGCCUCCACCUUCCUGGCCGCAGCCAGUGAUGCGCAAGACUGGCUGGCAGCAAACCCGGAUGCCGCGGCCGAGGAGAUCCACGAGAAGCGGGAGGAGUUGGAGGGGAAUGUGCCGGAGAUGCCCAGUCAAAAUGCACCGCAAAGUGCUGAACUGGACAUGGAAGGUCAUGAUGAGCUGUGAUAGUGAUCAACAGCGCAAACAAUUGGCGCAUAUCUUGCGUUUGCCCUUCCUCCAGCGGCUUCAGAUCCUGAUGGAAUGAACUUCCAGAUGGCAUGUGAGCAUAGGGCGGUGAUGGACACUGUUGACAGAAUCGAGGAGACAUGUGGCUUGGGGUCUGAAGGGUCCGCCAAAAAAACCAUGAAGUGCUGCUAGGGCAAAGCGCGAAAAGAUGUCGCAUCGCGGGAGGCGAUUGGCAUGUCACUGUGGGUGGCCAUGGCAGAAGUGUAGUUGCACGCGUUUGAACGUGUGUGAACGCUGUUUGAACGCUUGAACAUGUGUGGGCGCAACAUGGAUAAGGUGCGUCGAAGCUGGC
Messenger RNA from Durusdinium trenchii, 2299 nucleotides. The record is from the annotation of a GenBank genome assembly. Lineage: Eukaryota; Dinophyceae; Suessiales; Symbiodiniaceae.